UAAAGAGGAAAUAUACAUUUAAACCCAAACAGGCUCCGCUCGAAGAAAACAUUGGUUUUCACUGCAGCUAUGAAUUAAGAGAAAACAGAAGGAAUUUGAAUGCUGCUUAAGAAGGACAGGCCUGGGAAAAAGGACUCCUGAGGAGCAGCAGCCAGAAGAUUCAGCAUGACGGAAGCAUUCACAGGAACAACGGCCGAAUACGCUUACGACGAACAAGCUUUUUCCUGCAAUAAGACUGACAUCCAAGAGUUUGGGAAAAUAUUCCUGCCAAUAUUCUACAUUGCAGUGUUUGCUCUCGGCCUCACAGGGAACCUCAUGGUGGUUUUUGCCAUUGUGAAAGAAGGCAGCAAGAAAAGCAUCACUGACAUCUAUCUGCUGAACUUGACUAUCUCGGACCUGCUCUUCGUGAUCUCCCUCCCCUUCUGGGCCUCCAACACUGUGCGUGGAUGGACCCUCGGGACUGUUCCAUGCACGGCUGUUUCCUCACUGUAUUACAUUGGUUUCUUUGGGGGCAUGUUCUUUAUCACCGUUAUCAGUAUUGACAGGUACUUGGCCAUUGUCCGGGCGACGUAUUCUCUGCAAUUCAGAACGGUGAAGCAUGGCUUCCUUAUAACCUGUGCAGUGUGGGCAAUAGCUGUUCUAGUUUCAGUGCCACAGUUUGUGUUCUCCCAGCUGGUAGAAAACGACUGCAUUUCUGUCUACCCCCAGGAGCUGGAGAACAUCUGGCCAGUGUUCUGCAAUGUGGAGCUGAACACCCUUGGGUUUUUCGUCCCGGUCUGUAUCAUUUGCUAUUGCUACUGUGGGAUCAUCAGAACCCUGCUGUCCUGCAAGAACCAGAAAAAAGCACGGGCUGUAAAGCUGGUCUUGGUCGUGGUGGUGGUGUUUUUUCUGUUUUGGUCCCCCUACAACGUCCUGAUUUUUCUAGAGACUUUAAGGCACUAUGAGGUAUUCACAAGUUGCAACCAAAUUAAAUCCCUGGACUACGCAAUGCACCUGACUGAAACCAUCGCGUUCAGCCACUGCUGUCUCAACCCUUUUAUCUAUGCCUUUGCUGGGAAAAAAUUCAGGAGAUACCUUCAUCGUGUCUGCUUAAAGUACUGCCCAUUCCUGUGCUUCUGUGGGCCCUGCAGCCGCUACCAGGUCACCCCUUCCGCCAGCUAUGCAGAAAGCACUGUCAACAGCAACAUAACCCUCAACACCAGCGACCAGGAUGGCUCUGUCUUCGUCUGAAAGGCUCUGUGGAGAAGAAAUGUGUGUGAAUACAUCAUCUGCAGGGCCAGCCACCUCUGAGAGCUGCCAUUACCCGUAUGAAGAGGCUCAC
Messenger RNA from Pezoporus flaviventris, 1321 nucleotides. RefSeq names its product CX3C chemokine receptor 1-like. The coding region runs from base 166 to 1230 and encodes 354 amino acids. Gene Ontology annotation, molecular function: chemokine receptor activity. The transcript has 3 exons. NCBI's taxonomy places the organism in Eukaryota, Metazoa, Chordata, Aves, Psittaciformes, Psittacidae. The record is from RefSeq and is a predicted model, not a curated record. Gene Ontology annotation, biological process: chemotaxis; G protein-coupled receptor signaling pathway; immune response. Gene Ontology annotation, cellular component: membrane.